AUGUACGGCAUGAUGAUGGAGACCGACCUGCACUCGCCCGGCGGCGCCGCGGCCCCCGCGAGCCUCUCGGGCCCGGCCGGCGCGGGCGGCGGGGGCGCCAAGGCCAGCCAGGACCGCGUCAAGCGGCCCAUGAACGCCUUCAUGGUGUGGUCCCGCGGGCAGCGGCGCAAGAUGGCCCAGGAGAACCCCAAGAUGCACAACUCGGAGAUCAGCAAGCGCCUGGGCGCCGAGUGGAAGGUCAUGUCCGAGGCCGAGAAGCGGCCGUUCAUCGACGAGGCCAAGCGGCUGCGCGCGCUGCACAUGAAGGAGCACCCGGACUACAAGUACCGGCCGCGCCGCAAGACCAAGACGCUGCUCAAGAAGGACAAGUACUCGCUGGCCGGCGGGCUGCUGGCGGCGGGCGCGGGCGGCGGCGGCGCGGCCGUGGCCAUGGGCGUGGGCGUGGGCGUGGGCGCGGCGGCCGUGGGCCAGCGCCUGGAGAGCCCGGGCGGCGCGGCGGGCGGCGGCUACGCGCACGUCAACGGCUGGGCCAACGGCGCCUACCCCGGCUCGGUGGCGGCGGCCGCCGCGGCCGCGGCCAUGAUGCAGGAGGCGCAGCUGGCCUACGGGCAGCACCCGGGCGCGGGCGGCGCGCACCCGCACGCGCACCCGGCGCACCCGCACCCGCACCACCCGCACGCGCACCCGCACAACCCGCAGCCCAUGCCCCGCUACGACAUGGGCGCGCUGCAGUACAGCCCCCUCUCCAACUCGCAGGGCUACAUGGGCGCGUCGCCCUCGGGCUACGGCGGCCUCCCCUACGGCGCCGCGGCGGCUGCGGCCGCGGCCGCGGGCGGCGCGCACCAGAACUCGGCCGUGGCGGCGGCCGCGGCGGCCGCGGCCGCGUCGUCGGGCGCCCUGGGCGCGCUCGGCUCGCUGGUCAAGUCGGAGCCGAGCGGCAGCCCGCCGGCCCCCGCGCACUCGCGCGCGCCGUGCCCCGGGGACCUGCGCGAGAUGAUCAGCAUGUACUUGCCGGCCGGCGAGGGCGCGGACCCGGCCGCGGCGCAGAGCCGCCUGCACUCGCUGCCGCAGCACUACCAGGGCGCGGGCGCCGGCGUCAACGGCACGGUGCCCCUCACGCACAUCUAG
Molecule: messenger RNA, 1128 nt
Organism: Talpa occidentalis (Iberian mole)
Lineage: Eukaryota; Metazoa; Chordata; Mammalia; Eulipotyphla; Talpidae
Gene: SOX1
Product: SRY-box transcription factor 1
Exons: 1
Coding region: 1-1128 (375 amino acids)
Biological process (GO): cell differentiation; regulation of DNA-templated transcription; anatomical structure morphogenesis
Molecular function (GO): RNA polymerase II cis-regulatory region sequence-specific DNA binding; DNA-binding transcription factor activity, RNA polymerase II-specific
Source: RefSeq, a predicted model, not a curated record